AUGGCAUCGGUGGCCGCGUGGUUGCCCUUCGCUCGGGCGGCGGCCAUCGGUUGGGUGCCGAUCGCCAACAACCCAUUGCCGGCGCCGCCCAUCUCUCGCCAGUCGCGCAAACGAGAGGACGAAAAGUUUGUGAUUAACGUAAGCGGCCGUCGGUUCGAGACGUGGCGCAACACUGUGGAGAAGUACCCUGACACUUUGCUCGGAUCCAAUGAGCGCGAAUUCUUCUUCGACGAGGACUCCAAGGAGUACUUCUUCGACAGAGAUCCGGACAUAUUCCGCCACAUUCUCAACUACUACCGCACCGGUAAACUCCAUUACCCCAAACACGAGUGUCUCAUGUCGUACGAUGAGGAGUUGGCCUUCUUCGGCAUUAUUCCCGAUGUGAUCGGCGACUGCUGUUACGAAGACUAUAGGGACCGGAAGCGGGAGAACGCCGAGCGUAUGCUCGACGACCGGCUCUCCGACAACGAGAACAAGAAGAACGAGCCGAAGGGUACGGUUCGGCAGCAGAUGUGGCGCGCCUUCGAGAACCCGCACACGUCGACAGCGGCGCUGGUGUUCUACUACGUGACCGGUUUCUUCAUAGCGGUGUCAGUGGUGGCCAACGUCGUGGAGACGGUUCCCUGCACUCACAAAGAGGGCAAUCCCGAGAACAAGAUCUCGUGCGGCGACACAUUUAAAGUCGCCUUCUUCUGUCUGGACACGGCUUGUGUGAUGAUCUUCUCGGCCGAGUAUAUGCUGCGCCUCUACGCGGCGCCCUUCCGGUGCAAAUUCAUGCGAUCGGUGAUGUCGAUCAUCGAUGUCGUGGCAAUUAUGCCCUAUUAUAUCGGACUAUUCAUUAAGGACAACGACGACGUGUCGGGCGCUUUCGUCACACUCCGCGUGUUUCGCGUGUUUCGUAUAUUCAAAUUCUCGCGACACUCGCAGGGACUCCGCAUUCUGGGCUAUACGCUCAAGAGCUGCGCCUCCGAACUCGGCUUUUUGGUCUUCUCGCUGGCCAUGGCUAUCAUCAUCUUCGCUACCGUCAUGUUCUACGCCGAGAAGAAUGUCGGCGGCACCACAUUCACCAGCAUUCCCGCCGCUUUCUGGUACACCAUCGUCACUAUGACCACACUCGGGUGA
Molecule: messenger RNA, 1122 nt
Organism: Medioppia subpectinata
Lineage: Eukaryota; Metazoa; Arthropoda; Arachnida; Sarcoptiformes; Oppiidae
Source: the annotation of a GenBank genome assembly